AAUUCUAAAUUCUAAAUUCUUGAUGAUUCCUACCAGUCAGUGGUAAGGGCACAGUUGUCCAGAAAAGCUGAAAGACUCACGCAGCCCAGCCAGGAGCCGCCAGAUUGUUGUAGAAAUUAGACAACACUCGCAGACCUCUGAAGUCCUCUGAAGCUAGCUACAAAUCUUUUUAGCUGGCAUGGAAAUCGAUGAAGCAACUUUUGUCACCUUGAUCAACCCCAACCAGUUCCCUGCCAAGUUGUGGCGUUUGGUGAACGAUCCGCAGAUUCGCUCAAUCUGGUGGGACACCAGCGGGGAAGGAAUACUUGUCCAUCAGCAAGCCUUCGAAGCUGAAGUGCUAUUGUCCCAACCCAGGCAUUUGUCUGAGUACUUCAGAACGACGGAUUUCGUCAGUUUCAUUCGCCAGCUGAACCUCUACGGUUUCAGAAAAGAACGCAUAGACCGUGACGUCUCAGACAAGCAACCCAACGUCUCAUCCAUUAAGGCCCAGCUGCACCACUUUCACAACCCGUUCUUCAAACGGGAUAAGCCCGAGCUUCUAGUCAAACUAAAGCGACUCACGCCUCUCAACAAGGCCAAGCUCGCCGGGAGAGAGGUGACCAGCAGGAAAUCAAAACAUUUCCAUCAUGUGAUGCUGAAUUCGCCACAGGAAACCUCUGGCUUAAUGAAAACAGGUUCAGUCUUGCUUGGACAUCAGGGAACCCCUUACCACCUUCCCUGUAAUGGCCCUCAGCAGGAGAAGGACUGCGACAGAACGUCCAAAUCCUCCCAAGCAUUUGUAGUGGGCCAUGGUGAUCCUUCUCCAGUUACAUUAAACACUAAUGACGCUGUGCCGGUCCCUGUGUCUCACCACUUCCCAGUGGACUCGUCGAGUGCACAUCCCUCCAGCGUCAUGCACAUGCAGCAGGGCGUCAAACCUCAUCACUCACAGCACGGGUUUCACACACCAGUGUAUCAGCGCUGUAGCCCAGACGUCUUGGAUUCAAAAGUGCCAUGCUUUCAACAACCAGCUGCUUCCUACUCUCCUUGUGGCUAUUACCCUGGCCACUCAGUCAGAUACGCUCAUCCGAUUGAUCAGGAUCCAUACUGGAAAGCAGGUGAUGUUCCAGAGUCCAGGACGAGUGACAUGAAAGACAAAGAGAAAGUGGACCUGGACACUAUAUUCAAACUGGCGGAUGAAAUACAGGUUGAAGCUGCCGCAGGGACCAGUUACCUGAUAAGACAGCUUGACUAGGGAGCACGUUUUAUUUAGAGUGUAGUGUUAAUUCUUUGCUCUCUUAUAAUGCACGAUAUCUUUUUACAGCUACAGUUUUGUGUGUUCUUUUAUUUGCUCAUGUCUAAAGCACUUUGUUUAUUAAACAGUGUUUGACAUGUAAUUAUAAAUGAUUAAAACACAGCUUUUAAAAUAAUUUCCUUUAAAAAGCAUUUGUGCCUGUCUUUUAUUUAAGAUAAACAAAAUGCUUGCUGUAUUUAUUAUACUUAUUAGAUUUAAAUAUUAUUUUUAGCUGUAGUUUGAUUCAAUAACAGUAAUAUUUUUAUGGCAUCUUAAAUAUUUUAAAAAAUAGUCAUAUUUUAAAGCUGGUAUGUAAUGGAGAGACGUGAGCACACUGAAGCACUUGAUUUAUUAAAACUGAUUUAUUCAAUGAAACCAUUUCUCUCUUUCUAUUUCUAUUCACUCAUGUGAUGAGGUGCUGGAAAUAAGCUAUGAGCUAUGCUGAUACCACUGUCUAAGAAUAAAUCUAAAGAGACAUAAACACAGUACAUGAUUUGAUUAUGCACAGGCAUGCAUCAGUUCUUUGUGGUGUGAUGGUGGCGUAGAGCAUCUAUAAAAGUUAAUUCAGUGCCACAGAGGUUUAAAGAACAGAGACUGAUCAGACUUUACCAAGAACUAACAAGUUGAUGAUUUUAAGUUGAUCACUAUAUACUUACAUGUAUCAACAAAACAGUUGCAGGUUGGUAAGAAAUUAAACACAGAAUGAAAUGUCUUACAUUAUAGUCGUU
Molecule: messenger RNA, 2001 nt
Organism: Ictalurus furcatus (blue catfish)
Lineage: Eukaryota; Metazoa; Chordata; Actinopteri; Siluriformes; Ictaluridae
Product: heat shock factor protein 5-like
Exons: 6
Coding region: 179-1234 (351 amino acids)
Biological process (GO): regulation of DNA-templated transcription
Molecular function (GO): DNA-binding transcription factor activity; sequence-specific DNA binding
Source: RefSeq, a predicted model, not a curated record